GGUUCCCCAAAUUUUUCGUAUUUCUUUCACACCAUCGAACGUUAUGUUACGACACCUCACUUCCAAGAAAGCUAUCUAUUGGGGAUUACCGUUGACUUUAAUCGCUGCGGCCACGUAUACCAAAACCAAGACGGUAGGCCAUCCGUUACAAUAUGUUCCAUCCGGUGAACAACGCCAAGACACAGAGAACCUUGAACGUGUGCGAGCAGAGUGGCGAGAACGGAAUAACGGGAUUGGUCUCCGUGAUGUGAAUCGUAGCGGCGGCGGCGUUUAGUGGGUCUACAUUUCUUUCCUUUUUUGUUAUUGUUGUUGUGUACGUGUGUGCUUCGACAUCUCUCUUGAUCUUUGAUUGUAUGUUAUGAUUCCCUUUUAUUCUUCUUUUCCUGUAUGUAAUCUCCAAAAGAAGUUUGGUCGUCAUCAGACUAGUUUGUGUAUACUCGUUCUUCUUCUUGUGCUUUUUUUUCAUAACUGAUUUAUCAAUCGAUGUCAGGCAAUGAAAGAAAAAGAAAAAAAUAACCAUAUCAACAGUGUCGGUUACUCAAAAAAAAAGCGAGUUAAUGUGGACAUUUCAACUAAGCAUGGCACGAGAUUGAGUGAUCUUGCCAUAACAGGAAAAAAAUAUUCCACCCCAAGCCAUAUGCAACAUGAAAAUGGGAAUGUCAAUCCCCCAUCAAGUCAUUCAAUAAAAAAGCC
Messenger RNA from Radiomyces spectabilis, 693 nucleotides. RefSeq lists its product as uncharacterized. NCBI's taxonomy places the organism in Eukaryota, Fungi, Mucoromycota, Mucoromycetes, Mucorales, Radiomycetaceae. The transcript is spliced from 3 exons. The coding region runs from base 44 to 274 and encodes 76 amino acids. The record is from RefSeq and is a predicted model, not a curated record.